UUUAUUUUUUAAUUUUUUUAGUAGAAACAGGGUGUAACCAUCUUGGCCAGGCUGGUCUUGAACUCCUGACCUUGUGAUCCACCCACCUCGGCCUCCCAAAGUGCUGGGAUUACAGGCGUGAGCCACCACACCCGGCCCCCGGAGUCGAAUUCUUAAAAACAGAAAGUAGAAUAGUGAUUGCCAUAGGCUGGGGGGUGGGGGGUGGUGGAAGAGGGCAGAUGCUGUUUAAUGGGUGCGGGGGUCCGUUUUGCAAGGUGAAAGGUUCUAGAGAUCUGCUGCAUAACUGGGUACGGCCAUGAACACAACUGCACUUGCACCUGAACGUGGCUGAGGCAGCAUUCUAAUUGUUACAGGGUUUUUCUCUUUUUCUGUUUUCUUUUCUUUUCUUUUUUUUUUGAGAUGGAGUCUCGCUCUGUUGCCCAGGCUGGAGUGCAGUGGCGCAAUCUCGCCUCACUGCAAGGUCUGCCUCCUGGGUUCACGCCAUUCUCCUGUCUCAGCCUCCGGAGAAGCUGGGACUACAGGCGUCUAACACCACGCCUGGCUAAUUUUUUUGUAUUUUUUUUUAGUACAGUCGGGGUUUCACUGUGUUAGCCAGGAUGGUCUCGAUCUCCUGACCUCGUGAUCUGCCCGCCUCAGCCUCCCAACGUGCUGGGAUUACAGGCGUGAGCCACCGUGCCCAGCCUCUUUUUCUGUUUUCUUAUGGAGAAUAGCCCUUCGGUGAUCAGAAGAGACACAAGAAGGAAAAUAAAGAUUGGAUGAGUCUCAGGUCCUAGAGAUACAGGGUAUGUCCAAAGGCCACACAGAGGCUGGUCAGCACGAGGAGAGAGGGUUAGGGGGCGAGGACCUGUUCUGCUGCUUGUACUGGGUCUUGGAUAUGGGUAGAAGCCUAGAUGGAGAGGAGAGGGGUUGAUGGUGGUUGUGGCCAUGUUGCCCCUUCCUACGGGCGGGGCGGGGGGUGUGCCCUCUGCUUUAAGUUGGGCUCCAGGGGUCACAGCUUUGAGUUUCACUCGUAAGCCCAUCAGGAUGUCUGGAACCUUCAGGGCUGCGGCCCAGGAAUGUCAAACGCUGGAAGCCUGGGAACGGAGGAGGCAGAGCCUGCUGUCCACUGGCUGUGAGAGUUGUUGGGGGGGGGACUUGUCCAGGGCCACGAGGCCAGUGCAGUUCUCUGUGUCUCUGUACCCAGCUGGCCUGUACCUGGAGACCCUGAGCCAGAACCCAGGAUGGGCCCUGGCCUGGGUGCUGCGGCUCCCCCCAUUCUAUGCCCCUGGGGGAAGGUGCUCAGUGCGUGAAUUGUUCCCUGCCCCAGCCCAGGGGAAAGCUGAGGCCAGGGAGCAGCCAGGAUGAAGGUCAGGGCCUCCCUUGGCCCCACCAGACCUUGGCCCCACCAGACCCAGGGCCGCUUCCCUCCAGCCUCGGCUCCCGUUUGGCUGGAGGUGCCCUGGGCUGUUGGCCUGCCCUCGUCAGCGUCAAUCUUGCAGUCUCAGCAGCUGGCCUGGGUUUCAGCGGGAGGCAUCCUGUAGCUGCAGGUUUUCUGGCAGGCAGAGGGUUGGGCUGGCGGGGGACACUGAGUGCCCCACCUGCUCAGACUCUUCAUGCCAUCAAGGGGCCAGUCGGGGGGCAGGUGUGAGUGUGACCCUGAGGGCCCUGACCUGCCACUGCAAUCCUCACACUCUUGCCUGGGUGGGGCAGGGAGGAGCUGGACCCUGGCUUUAGGAGUCUGGUGGGUAAUUAGACCCAGACAGGGAGGGCUCAGUGCGGGUCUGAGGAGGGAACACACGUGUGCAGGCGUGUGCUCCACGGUGGCAUGUUGAUACUGACCAGCCUGGGCACCAGGCCCCCUCGGGAGCCAGCUUUGCUGUUCUGAGUGGAAGGGAGAUCAGGUUUCCCUGAGAAACCCCAAAAUAGCCCCCAACUGUGCCUGGCUUCCAGCGGGCAGCCCAGCCCCCAGGCCCUGUUUUGCUCCCUUUCCCCCUUCACCCCCAGCCCAUGUCCUGCUGUCUCCUCCCUGAAUGGUGGACCCUCAGCCCCUCCUGUACAAGGUGGUCAAGCGGUGCCUCAUGCAUUUGUUCAUUCGACCUGUCCUGAGAGUUUGUGACAUGCUGGCACGGGGCCAAUGUUGAGUCCACCAGGAUGGGAGGGUGGCCAGGCUCUGAGCCACUGAGCACCAGCUGGCCAGGAUGGGUCUUCAACAAGAAAUCUCACUGCAGCCCUGGUGCCACCACCCUGCAGAAUCCUGUCAGACAACCACCGACAUGACAGAGUGCCUGUCGGCUGAGCAGAUCAAGGAGUACAAGGGAGUCUUUGAGAUGUUCGACGAAGAGGGCAACGGGGAGGUGAAGACGGGGGAGCUGGAGCGGCUCAUGAGCCUGCUGGGCAUCAACCCCACCAAGAGUGAGCUGGCCUCAAUGGCCAAGGACGUGGACAGAGACAACAAAGGGUUCUUCAACUGCGAUGGUUUCCUGGCACUAAUGGGAGUUUACCAUGAGAAGGCCCAGAACCAGGAGAGCGAGCUGAGGGCGGCAUUCCGUGUCUUCGACAAAGAGGGCAAGGGCUACAUUGACUGGAACACACUCAAGUACGUGCUAAUGAAUGCAGGGGAGCCCCUCAACGAGGUGGAGGCGGAGCAGAUGAUGAAGGAGGCCGACAAGGAUGGGGACGGGACCAUCGACUAUGAGGAGUUUGUGGCCAUGAUGACGGGGGAGUCCUUCAAGCUGAUCCAGUAGGUGCAGCUGCCGUAGCCGGGGGAGGCCUGCCCGGGAAGGCUGCUGCCCCUGCCCCCUGGCCCCCACUCCCCCGGCUCCGUGUAAAAUAAAUGUUCCAGCCCGACCUGUGUGUGCCUCACUGUCCCAGCCUGGGUUUGCCGCAGCCGGGGGAGGCCUGCCCGGGAAGGCUGCUGCCCCUGCCCCCUGGCCCCCACUCCCCCGGCUCCGUGUAAAAUAAAUGUUCC
Molecule: messenger RNA, 2947 nt
Organism: Pan troglodytes (chimpanzee)
Lineage: Eukaryota; Metazoa; Chordata; Mammalia; Primates; Hominidae
Gene: CALML6
Product: calmodulin like 6
Exons: 6
Coding region: 2178-2723 (181 amino acids)
Cellular component (GO): myosin II complex
Molecular function (GO): calcium ion binding
Source: RefSeq, a predicted model, not a curated record